Molecule: messenger RNA, 2996 nt
Organism: Tachyglossus aculeatus (Australian echidna)
Lineage: Eukaryota; Metazoa; Chordata; Mammalia; Monotremata; Tachyglossidae
Gene: ZNF775
Product: zinc finger protein 775
Biological process (GO): regulation of transcription by RNA polymerase II
Cellular component (GO): nucleus
Molecular function (GO): RNA polymerase II transcription regulatory region sequence-specific DNA binding; DNA-binding transcription factor activity, RNA polymerase II-specific
Source: RefSeq, a predicted model, not a curated record
UCAAUUCCUCUAGCUCCUUCCCCCACGGGUCAGCUGAGGCUCUGGCCCCUUCUGACCUCCCCCCGGGCAUGGUCGCCCCGCCACCCGUCCAGCCCUCUGUGGCCGCCUCGCACCCAAGCCAUGGUGACGACGCGCCCCGCUCCCUUCUUGCAGGCCGCCCGACACCAAGAGCUGCCGUUUGACCCCAGUCGCGGGGCGGGGGAAGAGUCCGAGGUCAUGAAUCAGGAACCUUCCAAGGCUCCCGGCAGCUGCCCAGCAGGAGCCGGGCCCGUGAGCGCCAAGCGGGAGAAGCAGGCGGAGCGGUUCCCCGAGCCGCGCCAGAUGCCGCCCGAGAAGGACAAGGAGAACAUCUUCCAGCGGGCCGAGAGGCGGGCCGGCCCCAACCCCCCGGGGGGCGAGCCGGAGCGGGACGGGGGCCGGCGGGCGUGGGCGGCCCCUUCGCCCGCCCCCCUGGGCCCGCAGCUGCCCGUGGCGGCGGGCCACUUCGUGUGCCCCGAGUGCGGGAAGCGCUUCAGCUGGUGGUCGUCGCUGAACAUCCACAGGCGGACCCACACCGGCGAGAAGCCGUACGGGUGCGCCAAGUGCGGCAAGAGCUUCAGCCAGAAGCCCAACCUGGUGCGGCACCAGCGCCAUCACACGGGCGAGCGGCCCUUCCGCUGCGCCGAGUGCGAGCGGCGCUUCAGCCAGAAGCAGCACCUGCUCAAGCACCAGAAGACCCACGCCCGCCAGAAGCCGCACCCGUGCCCCGACUGCCAGAGGAGCUUCCGCCACCCGGCCACCCUCCGGGCCCACCGACGGGCCCACGCCCGGGAGCGCCCGCCGGCCCGGCCCGACGGCGGCGGGAAGCCGCUCGAGGACGGGCGGGCGCGCGGGGCCCCCGGCCCCCGGGACCGGCUGCCGGGCGCCGCCCGGGGGGGAGCGCGCAGCUGGCGGCCCGGCCCCGGCCCGCCGCGCCAGUUCAUCUGCAGCGAGUGCGGCAAGAGCUUCACCUGGUGGUCGUCCCUCAGCAUCCACCGGCGCAUCCACACGGGCGAGCGGCCCUACCCCUGCCCCGAGUGCGGGCGGCGCUUCAGCCAGAAGCCCAACCUGACCCGCCACCUGCGCAACCACACGGGCGAGCGGCCCCACGCCUGCGCCGACUGCGGCCGGGGCUUCCGCCAGAAGCAGCACCUGCUGAAGCACCAGCGCGUCCACCGCGGCGAGGGGCCCCGCGCCCGCCCCCGCUGCGGGCAGAGCUGCCCCGGCGUCGCGGCGCUGCGGGCCCGCCGGCCGGACCGCGAGCGGCUCCCCGGCGCGGCCGAGCCGUGGGGCGGCCCGGUGCCCAGGCCGGCCCCGCCGGAGGGCGGGGGGCGGGUGCCCCCCCCGGCGCCGCGGCCGGGCCGCCGGCCCCCCCAGGCCUCCCCCGGAGACGCGGGGCCGCCGGAGCGGGGCCCCCGGCCGGCCGCCCGGCCCGGGGAGCGGCCCCCGACAGCGGCCGAGCGCCAGUUCAUCUGCAGCGAGUGCGGCAAGAGCUUCUCCUGGUGGUCGGCGCUCACCAUCCACCGGCGCAUCCACACGGGCGAGCGGCCCUACCCCUGCCCCGACUGCGGGCGCUGCUUCAGCCAGAAGCCCAACCUGACCCGCCACCUGCGCAACCACACGGGCGAGCGGCCCUACCCGUGCCCCGACUGCGGCAGGGGCUUCAGCCAGAAGCAGCACCUGCUCAAACAUCAGCGUGUCCACGGGGCCGGGGGCCGGCCCGCCGCCCCCCCCGUUCGCCGUGAAGAGGGAAGGGCCGUAGGGACUCGCGGCGGGAGGGCUGGGGGGCGGCGAGGCUACCCCGGGGCCGCCGUGAGCCGGGGGGAGCGCUGAGGGAGCCCGAGCCGGCCCGAGAGGAGGGCGGCGGUCCGGAUGUUUCCUUCCCCGAGCCGAGUCCGGAGUCCCGUCGGAGGGGAGAGUCCGUUCCUGGACUGUGGGGAUGGGACGGUCCCGGGCCGGGUCCCCGUCACUGACGGGAACCGUUUCCCUCCCCCUUCCCGGGUCACCUGAUCUGGAUGGCUUCCCGCCAGGCGUUCCAGCACGUGGCCGACCCAACAGAGUCCGCUCUCCCGACUGGCGGUCUGCGGUCAGAUUUCAGCGCGGAAAGGCCUGCGGGUCGGCUCCCGUCCGCCCCGCCGACCCCCAACGGUGGCAGCGCCUUCGGGCCCUGCAAUCCAGCGCGGGCCGGCGGAGAGGCGCCUGGGGAGGGACGGGUUCUGAUGCCAGCUCGGCAGGGCCGGGGGGGUGGGAGCUGAGUCGGGUGACUGGGGCGGGAGACCGAGGGUGAAGCCUGGACUCGUAACCCACCUCAUUUUGGAUGAGGUUGAGGAUGAGGUGCCUCGUUUCCCCCGUUCCCUAAGCUCCCGGGUCCACCAAGGCUCGGUUUGCUUUCCUCCAACCAGCAGGGAAGGGAAAAGGAUAAGGAUCUCUGGGAGUUUCUCAAAAAGAACAAACAAAAAACCCCCCUGGCUUCUACACGCACCUUCUCCCAUCCGGCCUUCACUCGCUUAACGCUGGUCCCAAGCCCGGGAAACUUGGUUUCCACGCUGGGGUCAGAGCCAGAACCAUCCCCUUUCCACCCGUCCUGGUCUAUCCCUGCCCCUUGGGGGUCCCAGUCACAUCGCUAAGAACUGGGGAUGGGUGGGUGGGGAGUCAGGGCGAGAGCAGAGGUGGCUGCACAAGGUGGGAAAUUCAUCCCCGACCGCACGGAGAUGGGCUCCGAGCCGCCAGUCGUGACCCGGCAAAGAGCGCGGAGUCAGCGGGGGCGUCUUAAUCACAGGCCCCUCGAGCGGCAGCGGGAAAAGAGGCCCAAUGUGCACUGAGCAUUAUGGGGAAGGGGAGAGGAAAAGACCGGGAUCCGUCCCUAUAGAAAACCAUCCACGCCUGGAACACUGUGUGAAGUUUUGUGCUCUCCCAAGCGCUUAGUCCCAGUGCCCAGUACACGGUAAGCGCUCAAUAAAUACCAUUGAUUGACUGAA